Molecule: messenger RNA, 2304 nt
Organism: Candida dubliniensis CD36
Lineage: Eukaryota; Fungi; Ascomycota; Pichiomycetes; Serinales; Debaryomycetaceae
Gene: PMT2
Product: dolichyl-phosphate-mannose-protein mannosyltransferase
Exons: 1
Coding region: 1-2304 (767 amino acids)
Biological process (GO): protein O-linked glycosylation via mannose
Cellular component (GO): membrane; endoplasmic reticulum
Molecular function (GO): dolichyl-phosphate-mannose-protein mannosyltransferase activity
Source: RefSeq, a predicted model, not a curated record
AUGUCUACUUCUGUUGAACCCAAUGAAACAGAAGCUUUGUUGAGAAAGCAGAAUGAACUUUCUACAACUGCUUCAAUUGAAGAAAAAUACCCUAAUCACCAAGAAGAUGAAGAUGAAGUCGAUACUCUUAAACGAACCCAAUAUGAUGAAGCUAAAGAAACUGCUGAAUCUUUAAAACAAGUUGAAUCCAUUUUGGCACCUAUUCUUUUCACUGCAUUGUCAUUUUUCGUGAGAUUUUAUCGUAUUUCAGUGAAUGAUCAUGUUGUUUGGGAUGAAGCUCAUUUUGGUAAAUUUGGAUCCUAUUAUUUACGACACGAAUUUUAUCAUGAUGUUCAUCCUCCAUUGGGUAAGAUGUUAGUUGGUUUAUCUGGUUAUUUGGCAGGGUACAAUGGAUCUUGGGAUUUCCCAAGUGGUGAAAAAUAUCCAGAUUAUAUUGAUUAUACUAAAAUGAGAUUGUUUAAUGCCACUUUUUCUGCCUUGUGUGUUCCAUUGGCAUAUUUCACAGGGAAAGAAAUUGGAUUUUCUAUGUUUACUACUUGGUUAUUCACUUUAAUGGUGGCUCUUGAAUCAAGUUAUGUUACAUUAGGUAAAUUCAUUUUAUUGGAUUCAAUGUUGUUAUUUUUCACUGUUGCUACUGUUUUCUGUUUUUCUCGUUUCAACAAUUUUAACAAUAAAUCACAAGAAUUUUCCAGAAAAUGGUGGAAAUGGAUUCUUUUAACGGGUGUUUCCAUUGGUUGUACUUGUUCAGUUAAAAUGGUUGGAUUAUUUGUUACCACUUUGGUGGGUAUUUACACUGUUGUCGAUCUUUGGAACAAAUUGAGUGAUAAAUCUAUUUCAUGGACAAAAUAUAUUCAACAUUGGUUUGCUAGAAUUGUUGCCUUGAUUAUUGUCCCUAUUUUCAUCUUUAUGCUUUCAUUUAAAGUUCAUUUUGAUUUGUUAUAUAAAUCAGGUACCGGUGAUGCCAAUAUGUCAUCACUUUUCCAAGCUAAUUUGGCUGGUUCCGAUGUUGGUGGUGGUCCUCGUGAAGUAUCUAUGUUCCACUCAGUUAUUACUUUAAAGAACCAAGGUUUAAGUGGUGGACUUUUGCAUUCACAUGUUCAAACAUUCCCAGAAGGUUCCAAACAACAACAAGUUACUACUUAUGGUCAUAAAGAUUCAAACAACAAUUGGAUUUUCCAAAGAGCUAGAGGACAACCUUAUUAUGACACUUCAGGUAACACUACUGAUGUUGAAUAUAUUUUUGAUGGUAUGCAUGUAAGAUUAAUGCAUCCACAAACUGGUAGAAACUUACAUACUCAUGACAUUCCUGCACCAGUCUCUAAAUCUGAAUAUGAAGUUGCAUGUUAUGGUAAUUUAACUAUUGGUGAUCCUAAAGAUAAUUGGAUUGUGGAAAUUAUGGAACAAGCAAGUGAUGAAGAUAAGAUGAGAUUACAUCCUUUGACUUCAUCAUUUAGAUUGAAGAAUGAAGUGAUGAAUUGUUAUUUGGGAGUUACUGGUACUACUUUACCUCAAUGGGGGUUUAGACAAGGUGAAGUUGUUUGUUAUAAAAACCCAUUUAAAAAAGACAAAAGAACUUGGUGGAAUAUUGAAAAUAAUCGUAAUGCAAUUUUACCACCAGCUCCAGAAGAUUUCAAAUUACCUAAAACCAAAUUCAUCCGCGAUUUCAUUCAAUUGAAUUUGGCUAUGAUGGCUACUAAUAAUGCUUUAGUUCCCGACACUGAAAAGCAAGAUGAUUUGGCUUCAUCAUUUUGGCAAUGGCCAACAUUAAAUGUUGGGAUCAGAAUGUGUGGAUGGGGACCAGAAAAUCCUAAAUAUUAUAUGAUUGGUUCACCAGCAACUACUUGGACAUCUACUUUUGGUGUUAUUUUGUUUGCAUUUAUUGUUUUGUAUUAUUUGAUUAGAUGGCAAAGACAAUAUGUUGAUUUCCCAAGUACUAAUCCACACAAAUUGAAAUUAUUUGUCAUGGGAGGUAUUUAUCCAAUGUUUGGUUGGGGGUUACAUUUCUUACCAUUUGCCAUUAUGGGUAGAGUUACCUAUGUUCAUCAUUAUGUUCCUGCACUUUAUUUUGCCAUGCUUGUUUUCUGUUAUGAAGUUGAAUCAUUUGCUUCAAGAUUAAAUACACCUAAUGCUUCUCCAGUGCUGAAAUUAUUAUAUUUGGCCAUUUAUAUCAGUUUGCUUUCCUUAGUUGCUGGUACUUUCUGGUAUUUCAGAUAUUUAUCUUGGGGUAUGGAAGGACCAAAAGAAGAUUGGAAGCAUUUGAAAUUAUUGGAAUCAUGGAGAGUCUCUGAUGAUCAGUAUACCUAG